Molecule: messenger RNA, 381 nt
Organism: Colletotrichum abscissum
Lineage: Eukaryota; Fungi; Ascomycota; Sordariomycetes; Glomerellales; Glomerellaceae
Exons: 2
Coding region: 1-381 (126 amino acids)
Source: RefSeq, a predicted model, not a curated record
AUGUCAGUCACGAUCCUGAUUCUUGGCCGAGAACCGACCAGACACUACAACAUAAUUGACAACUCAAAAGACCCAACCAGAUCUGCCGUCUCGGGCCUUCAGCAUACAGGCACAGAUACAUCAAUACGUUCCCAAACUACCGACCCGGAGCAAUCUGAUUCGGCUGCACCCACCCGCGAGAUUCCUGGUGCUAGGAUUCACGCCAGGCGAUCCGAUACGAUACCAGUCAUCAUUGACACCAUUCCCAGCCAGGCCACCAGAACCUUUCACCUUCCGUGCCCCUCCGCCUCCGGUCAUUUCGUCGAGACAGAUCAGGGAGAUGAUGGCGAGGUGGCCUGCGCUCUGCAGCGAGAUCGGGGAGAUGACGAUUUCGCCAUCUAA